AUGUAUUAUUCCUUUGACAAUGCUCUUGGGUUCUCAAAGGGCUUUUAUUCAGCCUCAGUUACCUUUCAUUUCAUUCACAGUUCUAUUAGGUCCUCAUCUUCUGCUUCUCACAGUACAUAUACUGAGAUGGUAACAUGGCACUGCCAGUCAUCAGUAUGGUUAGUAACUCCAGUUGUCUAUGAAGCAUCCCGUCUGUUGCAACUAACGAGGGGGCUAAAGCUUGGUGUUGAGCUUGGUACACCGUUAUGGACGGUGCUUACUAUUAAAGGGCUUGGCAUGUGGAUGGGUGCUUGUUCUUGGAAUGCAGCUCACGAGGGUCGUUUGGUACACUGGUUUUACUGA
Molecule: messenger RNA, 342 nt
Organism: Fraxinus pennsylvanica
Lineage: Eukaryota; Viridiplantae; Streptophyta; Magnoliopsida; Lamiales; Oleaceae
Source: the annotation of a GenBank genome assembly